AUGGCCAAGGGCUUCUACAUUUCCAAGCCUGUGGGCAUCCUGGCCAUCCUCCUGGGCGUGGCGGCCGUGUGCACCAUCAUCGCUCUGUCCGUGGUGUACUCCCAGGAGAAGAACAGGAGCACCGAGAGUUCCACGGCGGCCUCCACGGCGGCCCCCACGGGCCCUACCACCACCGUGGCUACUACCUUGGACCAAAGCAAGCCAUGGAACGUCUACCGUCUACCCAAGACGCUGAUUCCCAACUCCUACAACGUGACGCUGAGGCCCUACCUCACCCCCAACAAUAAGGGCCUGUACGUCUUCACGGGCACAAGCAUCGUUCGCUUCACGUGCAAGGAGUCCACCAACAUCGUCGUCAUCCACAGCAAGAGGCUCAACUACACCAACCACCAGGGGCACAUGGUGGCCUUGUCGGGCGUGGGGGGCUUCCAGCCGCAACCUGUCAUCGUCAGGACGGAGCUGGUGGAGCUCACCGAGUACCUGGUCGUGCACCUCCAGGAGCCGCUGGUGGCCGGCAGACAGUACGAGAUGAAGAGUGAGUUCCAGGGGGAGCUGGCCGACGACCUGGCGGGCUUCUACCGCAGCGAGUACAUGGAGAACGGCGUCAAAAAGUAAGUUGCGUCUGCAUCUGCUCACAUGAAGGCCACGUUUAACAUCACCAUCAUCCACCCCAACAACUUGGUGGCCCUGUCCAACAUGCUGCCCAGAGGCCCCAGCGUCCCGUUUGGUGAAGAUCCCACCUGGAAAGUCACCGAGUUCGAAACCACACCCAUAAUGUCUACUUACCUGCUGGCCUACAUCGUUAGUGAGUUCUCAUAUGUGGAGACAAGAGCUCCCAGUGGCGUCCUGAUCCGGAUCUGGGCCCGGCCCAGUGCAAUCAACCAGGGCCAUGGCGAUUAUGCCCUGAAGGUGACAGGCCCCAUCCUGGACUUCUUUUCCCAACAUUACGACACGCCCUACCCGCUCAACAAAUCGGACCAGAUUGCCUUGCCUGACUUCAACGCUGGCGCCAUGGAGAACUGGGGGCUGGUGACCUACCGGGAGAGUGCGCUGCUGUAUGACAGGCAGUCCUCCUCCAGCGGCAACCAGGAGCGCGUGGUCACCGUGAUUGCUCACGAGCUGGCCCACCAGUGGUUUGGGAACCUGGUGACCUUGGAGUGGUGGAAUGACCUAUGGCUGAACGAGGGCUUCGCCUCCUACGUGGAGUACCUAGGUGCUGACUUUGCAGAGCCCACGUGGAAUUUGGUUGUAGACAAACAGCAGACCAUCAAGCUGCCCGACACCGUGAGUGCCAUCAUGGACCGCUGGAUCCUGCAGAUGGGCUUCCCCGUCAUCACUGUGGACACGCAGACAGGCGCCAUCUCCCAGCAGCACUUCCUCCUUGACCCCCAGUCCGUGGUCACCCGCCCCUCACAGUUCAACUACCUGUGGAUCGUUCCCAUCUCUUCUGUCAGAAACGGCAGCCCGCAGGCUCACUACUGGAUGCCGGGCGUCGAGAAAGCCCAGAAUGACCUGUUCAAGACCACAGCUAAUGACUGGGUUCUGCUGAACCUCAACGUGACGGGCUACUACCUGGUGAACUAUGACAAUGAAAACUGGAAGAAGAUCCAAACUCAGCUGCAGACAGACCUGUCGGUCAUUCCCGUCAUCAAUCGGGCUCAAGUCAUCCACGAUGCCUUCAACCUGGCGAGUGCCCAAAAGGUCCCCGUCACUCUGGCGCUGAACAACACUCUCUUCCUGAUCCGAGAGACCGAGUACAUGCCCUGGCAGGCCGCCCUGAGCAGCCUGAGCUACUUUAAGCUCAUGUUCGACCGCUCUGAGGUCUACGGCCCCAUGAAGAGGUACCUGAAGAAGCAGGUCACGCCCCUCUUCAAUCAUUUCGAAAGAGUCACCAAAAACUGGACUGAUCACCCGCAAGCCCUCAUGGACCAGUACAGCGAGAUUAACGCCGUCAGCACCGCCUGCUCCUACGGGGUUCCUGAGUGUGAGAAGCUGGCCUCGACUCUUUUCGCCGAGUGGAAGAAGAACCCCCAAAACAACCCGAUCCACCCCAACCUGCGGUCCACCGUGUACUGCAAUGCCAUCGCCCAGGGCGGCGAGGAGGAGUGGAACUUCGUGUGGGAGCAGUUCCUAAAGGCUGAACUGGUGAACGAGGCUGACAAACUCCGCGGAGCCCUGGCCUGCAGCAACCAGGUCUGGAUCCUGAACAGGUUCCUGAGUUAUACCCUGGACCCUAACUUCAUCCGGAAACAAGAUGUCACCAGCACUCUCAGCAGCAUCUCCAGCAACGUCGUCGGGCAAACCCUGGCCUGGGACUUUGUCCAGAGCAACUGGAAGAAACUCUUUCAGGACUAUGGCACUGGUUCCUUCUCCUUCUCCAACCUCAUCCAGGCGGUGACCCGACGAUUCUCCACUGAGUUCGAGCUGCAGCAGCUCGAGCAGUUCAAGAAGAACAACAUGGACACAGGCUUCGGCUCAGCCACCCGAGCUCUGGAGCAAGCCCUGGAGAAGACCAAAGCCAACAUCAAGUGGGUGAAGGAAAACAAGGAUGUGGUGCUCAGGUGGUUCACAGAAAACAGCUAA
Messenger RNA from Puma concolor (puma), 2583 nucleotides. NCBI's taxonomy places the organism in Eukaryota, Metazoa, Chordata, Mammalia, Carnivora, Felidae. The record is from RefSeq and is a predicted model, not a curated record.